Molecule: messenger RNA, 219 nt
Organism: Dichotomopilus funicola
Lineage: Eukaryota; Fungi; Ascomycota; Sordariomycetes; Sordariales; Chaetomiaceae
Exons: 1
Source: RefSeq, a predicted model, not a curated record
AUGCCCACGACCACAACCACAACCCUCGCCAAAACAGCUCUCCCCAAACUCCCCUCCAAACUCCCCCCCAAAACCAGCCUCCCCCUCCCUCCCCCCCUCCAAACCUCCUCCCGCGGCACCCCCUUCGAACGCGCCGUCUGGGCCCUCACCUAUCAAAUCCCCCCCGGCUCCUUCAGCACCUACGCCCUACUCGCCGCCCACCUCAAGUCCUCCCCGCGC